Molecule: messenger RNA, 3962 nt
Organism: Manis javanica (Malayan pangolin)
Lineage: Eukaryota; Metazoa; Chordata; Mammalia; Pholidota; Manidae
Gene: FAM171B
Product: family with sequence similarity 171 member B
Source: RefSeq, a predicted model, not a curated record
GCGCGAGGCAGACGGCGCCGGGCGCAGCAAGCGGCGAGCGGGCGGUUGCUGCCGGAGCCCGCAGCCCUACGACGGCCGCCGCCCGGAGCCCCGCAAUAUGCCGCCGCGGCCCUGCGGCUCUCGGCCAUGGCGAGGCUCGGUCGGCGCGUCCCCUGCACCCUGCUUCUCGGCCUGGCGGCUGUGCUGCUGAAGGCGCGGCUCGUGCCCGCGGCCGCCGGAGCCGAGCUCAGCCGCUCCGACCUCAGCCUCAUCCAGCAGCACCAGCAACGGCAGCGGGAGGCGGCGGCGGAGGAGAAGCCGGAGGCACCGGGGGCGUCCUCCGCCGCCCCUGUCCCCGUGUCUGUGUUUAUGCUGAAAGUCCAGGUGAAUGACAUCAUCAGUCGUCAGUACCUGAGUCAAGCAGCAGUGGAAGUGUUUGUAAACUACACGAAGACAAAUUCCACAGUGACCAAGAACAACGGGGCAGUGCUGAUCAAAGUACCUUAUAAGUUAGGGCUCAGCUUGACCAUCACUGCUCACAAAGAUGGCUAUGUGUUGACACCUCUGCCUUGGAAGACUGGAAAAAUGCCAAUAUAUUCAUCAGUUACACUUUCACUGUUCCCACAAAGCCAAGCCAAUAUAUGGCUAUUUGAAGACACUGUUUUAAUCACUGGAAAAUUAGCUGAUGCCAAAUCUCAACCAAGUGUUCAGUUUUCAAAAGCCUUAAUUAAACUACCCGACAACCAUCACAUCAGCAACGUAACAGGCUAUCUUACAGUUCUACAACAAUUUUUGAAAGUGGACAAUUUUCUGUAUACAACUGGUAUUACCCUCAAUAAAGCAGGUUUUGAAAGCAUUGAAUUGACUCCUCUUGCUGCAGUAUGUGUGAAAAUAUAUUCUGGAGGCAAAGAAUUAAAGGUGGAUGGCUCUAUUCAAGUUUCUCUCCCCCUUCUACAUACAAAUGAUAUAAAUACAGGGGAUCACAUACCUGCCUGGACAUUUGAUAUGAACACAGGUACUUGGGUACAUCAUGGCCGGGGAGUGGUCAAGGAAUAUAAUAAUCAUUUAAUUUGGACAUAUGAUGCGCCACAUUUGGGCUACUGGAUAGCAGCUCCACUUCCAGGAACUAGAGGUUCAAGUAUAAAUGGAGACUCAAAGGACAUAACUGCCUACCACACUGUGUUUCUUACAGCCAUACUAGGAGGAACAAUAGUCAUUGUCAUUGGAUUUUUUGCUGUACUUCUUUGUUAUUGCAGGGGUAAAUGUGGUACUCCGCAGAAAAGAGAAAGAAAUAUCACUAAACUCGAGGUCCUCAAGAGAGACCAGACAACUUCAACCACACAUAUAAAUCACAUCAGUUCAGUCAAAGUUGCAUUAAAAGCUGAGGACAAAUCACAGUUAUUCAAUGCCAAAAACUCCUCAUACAGUCCUCAGAAAAAAGAACUUUCAAAGGUUGAAGCAGAAGAAAGAGUUUCCAUGGUAAAAACUCGGGACAGUUUUAAAAUCUACAAUGAAGAUGUUUCAUUCCUGUCACUCAAUCAAAAUAAUUACUCAAGAAGCCCGGCACAGUCUUUGGAGCCCAGUGUAGUGUCCAAACAACCUAAGCAUGUUAACAAUCUGUCUUCAUCUCUAAGCGAAGCUCAAGAGGAAAAAAGGUAUCUCACAGGUAGUGAACAGGUAUUUGGGCAUUCCCACGUUCCUGAACAGCUCAUGCAUAUCUACAGCCAGCCCAUUGCCAUCCUUCAAACAUCUGACCUCUUCUCCACUGCUGAGCAGUUACAUACUGCCAAGUCAGCUACUCUGCCAAGAAAGGGACAGUUAGUCUAUGGCCAGUUGAUGGAACCAGUAAACAGAGAGAACUUCACACAGACACUGCCCAAAAUGCCAAUGCAUUCUCUCGCACAGCAGCCAGAUGCCGGGGAAGAGAAUAUGCCACUGGAGGGUCAGCAGAGCUUGACAUCGCAGACUUCAGAUUGGAGCCGGUAUUCAAACAGCUUGCUAGAGUCAGUGUCUGUUCCUGGAACACUAAAUGAGGCUGUUGUGAUGACCCCCUUUUCCUCAGAGCUUCAAGGAAUCUCGGAGCAGACCCUCCUGGAGCUGUCUAAAGGAAAGCCCUCCCCCCACCCCCGAGCCUGGUUCGUGUCUCUCGACGGAAAGCCAGUCGCCCACGUGCGGCAUUCCUUUAUAGACCUGAAAAAGGGCAAGAGGGCCCAAAGCAACGACACAAGUCUGGAUUCGGGUGUGGACAUGAACGAGCACCACUCAAGUAGGAAACUCGAGAGGGAGAAAACCUUUAUCAAAAGCAUGCAUCAGCCUAAGAUCCUUUACUUAGAAGACUUAGACCUGAGCAGCAGCGAGAGCGGAACCACUGUCUGCUCCCCUGAGGACCCUGCGCUGAGGCACAUCCUGGAUGGCGGGAGUGGAGCUAUCAUGGAGCACCCCGGGGAGGAGUCACCAGGUAGGAGAAGCACUAUCGGAGAUUUUGAAGCCAAUACAUCUCCCACCAAAAAAAGGGGCAGACCACCACUAGCCAAAAAGGAUAGCAAGACUAACAUAUGGAAGAAGCGAGAAGAACGCCCACUGAUUCCCAUGAAUUAACACUGAGGGCGGUGUGUCUCUGCUGUGUCAUGUUGUUUGUUCUUGCUUCUUGUUGUAAAUUGCUGUAUAAACGUCUUAAGAAGUUGAGACUGAGCAACCUCAUGGUCCCCGGACAUGUUUCAAGCAGAGUAAAUAGUAAAAUGGUGAUUCAGUCAUGGGAGAGGAAGAUACCAAGGAAUGCUUUUUCGGGCCCGUUCUUUUCAUUUAUUUUUGGGUCAUCUGAAUUUGAAGUAUCCAAGAGUUCAAAAUAUAAAAUAGGUUCAAGGUUUUAGUUAUUCAAAAAUGUUGCUCAGCCAGCCAAUUUAGCCCUGACUCUCGUGAGAAUAACCAGAAACAUGCACUCUAAGGUUGCUCCCGAAAGUGUCGCCUCUGCUUUGAUGACUACCCCUGUGAAGCAUUCAGAAAUGAAACCGUAGUCCUCAGGCCUCAUAUUCUUGUGAAAUGUUACUAUUAUGUUCUCUAUUGCUUGAAAAUAACUUGAUAACUCUUCUGGAUGAAUGUUAUUCUAGAGUCAAAAGGCAACAUUUUCUUUUUGCAAUAAACAGCAUGUGUAUUGUGUCAACCCUAAAGUAAAUCCCACACUCAUCUAAGAUGGGCAAGAAGCUACUUGGUUGUUAGAGAGGGAGAUGCCAGCUCUUUGGUGUUUGGGAUAUAACACCACAGAACAAAUGACAAGGUAUUAAAUUUGUUAUUUAGAAGUCUGAGAAGUGAAUGCUCUGAUAGUGAAUAUUUACUUUAAAUUUUCUUUUUCCCUCCUUGAAAAGUGAAGUAAACUUAGCUGUUAAGACAAACAGAUACAUGUAGGCUAAAGUCAGUUUUAAGAUAUUCUAUUAAACUUGAUUUUUUAAAAACAGUGAAUUGAAAGUUCCUUAUGAACACCAAAAAAAUAAUGGAGCUGAAAUAAAUAAACAUUUCACUCUUUUCUGAACUGUCGAGCAGAAAAUGAAAUGCCAUUUCCCUGAGACUCAAAAAUAUCUUCAGGACAAUAGGUAUACAUCCAGAUAUUUAUUCUUUCCAUUGACAUUCAUAAAAGAUGUUUGGGAAAAGCAGUUUCAAUUUCAGGAGAAGAGUAAAUUUUUCCCCCUAAAUCACUUUUGUAGCAUUUGCAACAUUUUUUCCUAGUUUUAGAAUAUAUCCAUAUUCUUUUCAUCAUAAAUUAUUCAGUGUGGACACAGUCAAUAGCUCUUUUUAAUUAUGAAUGUCUUCAACUCUGAAUUAUCAUUCAUGUGUCUGAAAAAUAAAGCUCUUUGUUAAUUAAAAUCAACUCAUCCCAUUUUCCCUAAAAUUUCCUUGAAGGCAAAUGUCUGAAGCAGCUUCCCAUUCCCUUGGGGGGAAAAAUGAAACUAAAUUGCUUUCUUUUCAUCCCAUACCAUUCAACAUGGGGG